GGAGGAGGAGGAGGAGGAGGAGGAGAAGGAGGAGGAGUAAAUCAGUGUCGGAGACUCUGACGCGGAAGAAGACGUCGUCUCUGAGGAGGAAGAGGAGCCAGAAUGAAAGCAGAAGCUCGGCAGCACUUGUUGAUCCGCGACUCUCUCCAGACCUGAAGCCGGUCUCAGGUCUCAGGUCUCAGGUCUCUGGUCUCUGGUCUACAGGGCUCUGGUCUACAGGGCUCCGGGCUCCUCCCUCGCCGCUUCCUGGACUUUUCCUCCGGGUUCGUUCCGGCCUGACUGACUGGAAACAUCAUCCGCUCGGUUCCCACCGCACUUCACGCUCAUCGCUGAGCUCCAGAGGAUCAAUACAUCAUUUAUUCCUCCAGCUGGGCCGCUCCGGAGACCGGGGGGGACCAGGGGAGACCAGGGGGGACCAGGCGGGGACCAGGCGGGGACCAGGCGGAGCUCUGCGCCCCCUCCUCCCGCUGCGCCGCCGGGUGGCACCGCUGUCUCCGGACGGAGCCACCGACAGAGACGACGUCGAGAAACGGCUGAAAACCUCCACCUCCCUCCCUCCCUCCCCCCUCCGGAGCUCCAGCUGUGCUUCCAGAAGGUGGAUGCUCGAUUAAUAUUUCAGGGGCUGGAUGUGUAGCUAGACGCAGAGGCGGGGGUUCUGCUGGAGCUACACCGACCUCGGCGCCCUCUCUCCGGGCUGCACCGCUGGCUCCAGCCGGGGAGGAGGUGGGGGGGAUGUCUCCACCCCGGAGGACGCCACAUCCACUGUGAACUCAUCUGCGUGGAUCACACACUCUCAGCCAGGUGGUUCGGGCUCUGUUUCUGUUUUUCUGCCGGAUUAAAAACAAGGGGAGGGGAGGGAGGGAGGGAAACACACCGACCACAGCGCCCUCUCUCCGGGCUGCGCCGCCGCGUCCUUCCCGGUGGGAUGUCUCCUCACCGGGGCUGGAAAACCUGCUAGAAACCCGGGCUUCCACCUCGGUCUGUGUGCGAGGACAUGGCGGACAGCGGCCGGUCCAGACCAGCGGAGCCUGACGGCGCAGAGAGCCGGACAUCGAGCCCUGUGGCCGGGAAGAAGAGGGCGCAGCAGUCCCCGGCGCCCCGGCCCAAGUACCCGAGCUCCGGGCCCGGACACUGCUUCAAGAGGGUCACGCUGACCAAGCCCACGUUCUGCCACAGCUGCAGCGACUUCAUCUGGGGGCUGCUCGGCUUCCUGUGUGAAGUCUGUAACUUCAUGUGUCACGAGAAAUGUCUGAAGACGCUGAGGACGGUUUGUUCCUGUUUGACGCCGACGUCGGUUCGGGUGCCGGUGGCUCACUGCUUCGGUCCGGCCGGUCAGAAGAAACGUUUCUGCAGCGUCUGCAGGAAACAGACGGAAGGAAGCACGGCGCUGCGCUGUGAAGUGUGUGAGCUCCACGUCCACGCCUCCUGCUCCGCCUUCACCUGUGCCGACUGUCGCUGUUGUCACCUGGACGGGACCCUGGAGCAGGACUCGUUCCACCACCACUGGAGGGAGGGGAACGUGGGGGCGGCCUCCAGGUGUGAAGUGUGCCGCCGCUCAUGCGGCUCCUCAGACGUGAUGGCUGGAACCAGGUGUGAAUGGUGCGGCGUCACGAGCCAUGUUGGCUGCUACCCCAGCCUCCCUGCUCGCUGCGCUGUGAGCCGCCUCAGCUGCAUGAUGCUGCAUCCGUCCUGCGUUCGCCUCCACUCCAGGAACUUCAGCAAGAUGCACCUGUACCGGAUCACAGAGACCUGCAGCCACGACCUAGAUAACGCAGAUGAUGUCGAUGUGACGCCGUCGUCGGCCUCUAAAGAUUCUCAGCCGGCGGCUACAGAGUCAGGUAAACAGUUCCUCAAGGUGUUUGACGGUGACGAUGGAAUCAAGCGUGGCUGCUUUCGAUUGGUCCACAUCCUUCGAGCCACAAGGAACGAGGAAGUGGUGGAGGCAGCGUUGAGGGCCUUCUACCUCCCAGACGACCCGAGCGGCUUGGAGCUGAUCGAGGUCGUCCGACCACAGAGUCUCCACAGCGAGGACGUCCUGAACCGCAACGGUGGGACGGACAACAGGAACUCCCUGAAGGACGGAGGAGAGUCCUGGGUCCUGAGAACCAGACCCAGGAGCUCGGAGGAUGUGAAGGUUUACGCCGGCUGGUCCAGGUCGGAUUCAGCGUUCGUCACCGUCUCGGUCUCAGAGAACGACACGGCAGCUUCUGUCCUCGCUGACGUCCUCGUCCAGCUGGACAGAAAGGAUGAAGAUGUGUCAAACUUCAGUCUGAUGGAAGUUUACAUGAACAGCAAACAAGUGCAGAGACAGACGCUGACUCCUCAGGAGAAGAUUCUGGACAAACUUCAGGAGAUCAGGAAGGUGUCGCUGUGUCAGAUGAACCAGACUCGAUUGUACGUGGUGGAGAACAGGAAGCAGGAAGUGGAGGUGAGCCUUCUGAUUGGAGGAUUCCCCACCCUGCUGACCCAAGAGGAGUACGUCCAGCUGAUCCAGGAACAUCUGGACAUCAAGAGUCACCUGGUCAACAUCAGCCACGUCUACGGCAGCCAAGGUGCGGUGGCGUUGCAGAUCUCAUGUUUCUCUGAAGCAGAGAGGAUCUUCAUGUUGGCUAAAGACACUUCCAUCAACAACAAGACGCUCAGUGCUCUGGUGAUACCGGACAUCACGCUCAGUAAGUUGGGAGAAGACGUGGUUCCUCUGCUGGUGUUUGUCAACCCAAAGAGUGGAGGUCUGAAGGGGAGGGAGCUGCUCUACAACUUCAGGAAGCUCCUCAACCCGCAUCAGGUCUUUGACAUUUGUAACGGAGGACCGCUGGCUGGCCUCCACACCUUCAGGGACGUCCCCAGGUUCCGGGUUCUGGUCUGUGGGGGUGACGGGACAGUGGGCUGGGUCCUGGGAGUCCUGGAGGCCGUGAGGCACAAACUGGUCUGUCGAGAGCCCCCCAUCGGCAUCGUACCUCUGGGAACAGGUAACGACUUGGCCCGAAUCCUGCGCUGGGGGCCCGGUUACAGCGGAGAGGACCCCCACCACAUCCUGGUGUCUGUGGACGAGGCCGACGAGGUUCUGAUGGACCGCUGGACCAUCCUGCUCGACGCCCAGGACAUGUCAGAGGACGGAAAGGACAACGGGUUUCUGGAGCCCCCCAAGAUCGUCCAGAUGAACAACUACUUUGGCCUCGGUAUCGACGCAGAGCUGAGCCUCGACUUCCACCAGGCCCGCGAGGAUGAACCCGACAAGUUCACCAGCAGGUUCCACAACAAAAGUGUGUAUGUGAAGGUGGGUCUGCAGAAGAUCAGCUACACCAGGAGUCUCCACAAAGAGCUGCAGCUUCAGGUGGACGCUCAGAACGUCCCGUUACCCAACAUCGAGGGGCUGAUCUUCCUCAACAUCCCCAGGUAA
This is a messenger RNA of Mugil cephalus (flathead mullet), 3400 nucleotides long. RefSeq names its product diacylglycerol kinase theta. NCBI's taxonomy places the organism in Eukaryota, Metazoa, Chordata, Actinopteri, Mugiliformes, Mugilidae. Bases 995 to 3400 code for a protein of 801 amino acids. The transcript has 20 exons. The record is from RefSeq and is a predicted model, not a curated record. Gene Ontology annotation, molecular function: ATP-dependent diacylglycerol kinase activity. Gene Ontology annotation, biological process: intracellular signal transduction; lipid phosphorylation; diacylglycerol metabolic process.